AGGGGGAAGGUAAAUCUAUGCGAGACAAGAAGCGUGGCCGGAAUGACUGCGUUCGCCUCAGAGCAACACGACACGACAGUCCAAGACCUAAACCCCUCGGGGUUUCUCUUCUCCAUACACAGAGGUUACUGUGAUGACCCAGCGGAUAUCUAUCGAUCACCACUCUGCUGUUCUGUGGUGCGCAAUUGGAAGGAAGAACGAGACGGAAGGGGAGGGUCGGCGUUUCGAGUCCGCCGGUUGCUUGAAAUUUCAAUGCGAUGGCCGGAAAGCGCAGGGAUGUAGGAUAUUCUCGGACUCCACCGAAUCAUAAAAGGUCCAAGUUUUCAAAGUCUGAUGGGACGCGACCAGCACCUGCACAUUCUGAGUGGGCGCAGAGGAGCUCAAAUGACAAGCUUUCACGUCAUCCCAACAAGAAUCGUGGCUCCCGAUUUAAACAAGGAGCGAAGAUUGUUGAAAAGGUUGUAAAGAAGGAGGAGGUAAAGGAAGAGGAAGAGGAGGAGGUUUUGAACUUUUCGGGAGACGAGACAACAGCUUACAAUGUUCUCUUGACUUCUUUGCACGCCAAAGGCGGCUCAUUUGCAGAUGCCUAUGCGCGGAGACAGAGAGAAGAGCAGGGCGCGAGCAGUUCUGACGAGGAUGAUCUCGGUGAACCAGAAGAAGAGGAUGAAACUGCCGUUGAUGCCAGUGAAGAUGAUGGUGCUUCUAUCGAGCUACCCCUUGAAGAGCUUGAGGGUGCUGAAGAUGACGACGAUGAGUCGAUAGAAGAUGAUGGAAACGAUGAUGAAGACGGGAGUGACGACAAGACUGAUGAGAAAGCAGAUACUGUCGUGCAGAGUGAGGAUGAGUCAGAGGACGAAAGUGAUGAUGAGACUGAUGCACGGGCUGCUAGUGUCGGUCAGGCCGGUACAUGUCAAGACCCCUUCAAGAAGCAUUUGGAGCGCGGGCUCCUUGAUGACGAGAUUGCAAAAUUAUCGAAAGGUGGAGAGAAGUUCUAUACAAAGUUUCCUGCAGCAGGUAUUGACGGAGGUAGCUGGGUAUCUACUGCACCUUCAGCACCAUCUCAGGAAAAACUUCUUGCAAGUUGUUCGGUAAAGAAACGCUUGGAGACCUCCUGGCGGGAGUCUCAUAAGGAAUGUACGUGGGGCGAUUUUGAAACUGAACAGCAGUGCCAAUUCUUCUCACUGUGUAAUAGCUAUCAGGACAUCUUGCACACAAGAAGGCUGGUGAAUAAAGGGGAUGGUGUAGUGAAUCAUGAAGACGUCACUACCAUGGAUGCUUACAUAUUGCAUAUUCUCAACCACUUGACGAAAUCCAGGGAUUUGAUUCAAAAGAACAAUGAGAAGCUUCAUCAUACAUCGUCAGGUGGUUUGUCAUCGCAGUCUGUCGUGGAUCCUCCACGGGACCAAGGAUUUACCAGACCUAAGGUUCUGGUUUUGCUGCCAUUUCGCAGCUCAGCCUUGAAGUUUGUGGAUCGGUUACUGAAUAUGGUUCCAGCGUUACAGAAGGCCAAUGUGGAACACAAAGAUCGUUUCUAUGAUGAUUUUGGUGCUUUGAACGAAGAAGACGCUGAAGCAUUAGGUGUUCCCAACAAGAAAGAUCCAAAAGCUGGAAAACCUGCGGACUUUAGGGCCCUCUUCAGCGGAAACAACGAUGAUCAUUUCCGCAUUGGACUGAAAUUUACAAGGAAAGGCAUCAAGCUAUAUAGUGAGUUUUAUUCUUCUGACGUAAUUAUAGCGUCUCCUGUUGGGCUUGUUACGAGAAUUGGAGAGGCAGAGUCUGAGAAGGCGAAGGAGAUUGACUUUUUGUCAUCCAUAGAGAUUGCAGUCGUCGAUUUUGCGGACAUCAUAUUAAUGCAGAACUGGGCACAUGUGGCGACUGUGUUUGAGCAUCUCAAUAAAAUACCAGCACAACAGCAUGGAACAGAUUUCAUGAGGAUCCGAGAGUGGUUCUUGAAUGGCCAUGGUCGUCACUACCGUCAAUCGAUAAUUCUCAGCGCUUUCUCAGAUGCAGGUGUGAACGCACUUUUCCACCGCACUUGUGUCAACCAUGCCGGAAAGUUGAAAGUUCGCUGUCAGUAUGAAGGUGUGCUAAGCCGUAUAGUUCUCCAAGUGCGCCAAGUUUAUGAAAAGAUGGACUGUACUUCGAUCGCAAAUGUGGACGACUUGCGAUUUGAAUUUUUUACCACACAGGUGUUUCCCCGGAUUAAGAACUCUAUACAGGGGGGAACCUUACUUUUUGUGCCGUCGUACUUCGACUUCGUGCGAUUAAGGAACUUCCUCAAGUCUCAAACCGCGUCGUUUGCUCUUUUGGGAGAGUAUACCAAACAAAGUGAUAUCUCACGCGCCCGAUCGUGGUUCUAUCACGGGGAGCGCAAAAUUCUUCUAUACACUGAGCGUGCUCAUUUCUUCCAUCGUUACAAGAUUCGUGGAAUUAAAGACAUAAUCUUUUACUCGCUUCCCGAGCACGCAAACUACUAUGUUGAGUUAUUGAAUCUGCUGGAGGGAAACGAAGCUCCGUCAUGCACUGUCAUAUUUUCACGUUUCGAUAAUCUUCAGUUGGAGCGUGUCGUUGGGACUUCACGAACCAAAAAAAUGCUUUCAUCCCCCAAUCGGCUUUUCAUGUUCAUGUAGAGUGUGUCAUUGUUCAACCAACCAAGAAGCUCUACAGGGUUAAAUUUGUAAAGAAUGAGGGAUCUCAAGCUCAUUGGACAAAGAUUGUACUCCUUCACAUAGGAUAGGAGAUCCGAAAUAGGAAUAGUCGAAAUCAAGUGACUCAUAGAAGCAGAUGUAUCUUUUACAUCUUCAUAUUUCACGUUAAACAUAACUUUGUUGUACGUUUCUGCUGAACGUUUUCUGUACAUUUACGCACAAUCAAUCAAGAUUGAAACUUCG
Messenger RNA from Marchantia polymorpha subsp. ruderalis, 2891 nucleotides. The record is from the annotation of a GenBank genome assembly. Lineage: Eukaryota; Viridiplantae; Streptophyta; Marchantiopsida; Marchantiales; Marchantiaceae.